ACAUAGCUUGUUAGACCAAACAUACCAUUACAUCAUGUCAGAAAAGCAUCGUCCCAUUGAUGGAGUGGCAGGUAAUCUUCAUGUCAACCUCAAUCAUGCUGCAUUUGAUGAAGAAAACAACGGGUUUCUACCAUAUACAGACCUUGAUAACAAACCACUUUCGCCACGUCCCUUACAACCAGAGGAAAAAACCACGACGCCGUCUGGCAAACUCGAUGCCAAGGAUCGCAAGGCCUUCUUUAUACUAGUAAUGUUGUACUGUCUCCAGGGUGUUCCUGUUGGAUUAGCAUUUGGCUCGAUCCCCUUCAUAUUGAAAUCCAAAUUGUCAUAUUCUCAAGUGGGGUUAUUUUCCCUCGCCGCAUAUCCUUAUUCGUUAAAAUUAAUAUGGUCUCCUUUUGUGGAUUCGAUAUAUCUGAAGAAAUGGGGAAGGAGAAGGUCUUGGAUUAUCCCAAUUCAAACAAUUUCAGGGUUAAUGUUACUCUCAUUAGGUUAUGUGAUUGACGAUUUGUUGGAGGAUGCUACAAAGUAUUUGUUCCAGAUUACCAUUUGUUUCUUUAUGCUUGUUUUCUUUUGUGCAACUCAAGAUAUUGCUGUUGAUGGGUGGGCAUUGACUUGUUUAUCACCAGGAAGUUUGAGUUUCGCAAGUACAGCCCAAACCAUAGGGAUAAACACGGGUUACUUUAUGAGUUUUACCAUUUUCCUUGCAUUAAGUUCUCCUGAUUUCACCAACAAGUAUUUAAGAUCAAUUCCUCGCGAUGACGUAGGGUUGUUUUCAUUAGGUCAAUACCUUACAUUUUGGGGAUGGAUGUACCUUGCGGUUACCUUGAUUGUGGUGUUGUAUGUGCCAGAAGACCCCCCACAUUUGGUCAAGAUCAACCAAGAUAAGCGUGUUCAAGAGAAGAUUUCUCAACAACAAGGAGUUUACAAUAGUAACAAAUGGAAGGAAUUACAAAGUGUUUAUUUAUCAAUGUAUAAGGUAUUGCAAUUACCCAAUGUUCAAACGUUUGUUGUGAUAUUGUUAAUCCUGAAACUUGGUUUUCAAGUUAAUGAAGCAGCUACUAAUUUAAAACUUCUUGAAAAGGGAUUAUCCAAAGAAGACCUUUCCAUUACUGUGCUUAUUGACUUCCCAUUUGAAAUGAUUUUCGGGUACUAUGCUGCUACAUGGAGUACAGGAAAAUCUCCAUUAAGACCAUGGAUUUGGGGAUAUAUAGGUAGACUUGUCGCCGCUAUGCUUGCCCAGCUUGUGGUGUACUUCUAUCCUAAAUCAGGUAAAAUCGGGACUGGAUACUUUAUUGCAAUCAUCCUUCAACAUUUACUUGGAUCAUUCAUGUCCACGAUUCAAUUCGUUUCCCUUUGUGCCUUCCAUACCAAAAUUGCCGAUCCAGAAAUUGGUGGCACUUAUAUGACCACUUUGAACACAUUAUCUAAUUAUGGAGGUACAUGGCCUCGAAUUUUCAUAUUCUUAUUAAUCGACAAGAUAACAGUCUCACAUUGUUUAUUAUCAGAUCACCCAUUCUUAAUCAGCAAUGACGUGGCCAAAGAAAGAUGUUUGGAAGAUGGUGGGAUAAUUACGAUUGUUCGUGAUGGAUAUUUCUAUACAAAUGCUGGAUGCAUUUUAUUAGGGUUGCUUAUAUUGGCAUGGGUUAAACGAAAGGCUACACACUUGCAAAGUUUACCUAAUUCUGCAUGGAGAGUGACAAAGGCUAGCUGAGUAGCUUCUAUAGACUUGGAUUGUACUAUUUAGUUUCAUUAUACAUUAUAGACUUGAUUCUGUCCAGUGGUUGUGAAGAGAAUAAAGCAGAAAAGAUUUCUUGAUUCAUAACUUUAUUACCUAAUAUACCCCAUCUGAUUGU
Spathaspora passalidarum NRRL Y-27907 is the source of this 1853-nucleotide messenger RNA. RefSeq lists its product as uncharacterized. The record is from RefSeq and is a predicted model, not a curated record. Gene Ontology annotation, molecular function: acetyl-CoA transmembrane transporter activity. Gene Ontology annotation, cellular component: membrane. NCBI's taxonomy places the organism in Eukaryota, Fungi, Ascomycota, Pichiomycetes, Serinales, Debaryomycetaceae. The coding region runs from base 683 to 1711 and encodes 342 amino acids. The transcript has a single exon.